AUAGAAUAGUGAUCUUUCAAUCUUCGUCCUCAACCAGUCCUCUCCUCCGCUCACAGACGGCUACGAGUGAAGCUCGUCCCAAACCAAUCUUCACGAGUCGGCUGGUAGGGUAGUACCCUCGUUUGGAUCGGCUCAGAGCCGGCGCGACCACGUCAUGGCGAGUUUGAAGCUGUACGGCAUGGGCUACUCGCCCUUCGUCCGCCGCGUCUUGCUCACGCUGCACGAACUCGGCAUCGAGGACUACGAGUGGGAACAGGUCGACGCCCCCAAGGGCGAGGCGCGCACGCCCGCGUUUCUCGCGAAGCAGCCCUUCGGGAAGGUGCCUCUGCUCGAGGACGACGGCGAGUGCAUCUGGGAGUCGCGAGCCAUCAUGCGCUAUCUCGCCGACAAGUACGGCCCGGAGCGCGGAGUGAACCUGCUGGGGAGGGACGCGCUGGAGCGCGGGCGCGUGAACCAGUGGAUCGAGACGGAGGUCAAUGGCUACUCGCCUGAGGCCCUCGCGAUCACGUUCGAGCGUGUGUUCAAGAAGUUCCGCAAUAUGGGCGAGCCUGACGAGGAGAAGGUGGCCGCGGCGACAAAGAAGUUCGAGAAGAUCCUCGAUGUCUACGAGAAGCAUCUGGAAGGGAGAGAGUAUCUGGUGGGCGACUCGAUGACUCUGGCGGAUCUGACGCAUCUGCCAGUCACCGAGCACCUCAAGGUGGCAGGAGCUGGCCAUCUGUUCGAUUCCCGCCCAAACCUGAAGGCGUGGCGGAGCCGCUUGUUUUCCCGCCCUGCUUGGCAGAAGCUGAAGGAGGUUGCACCACUGCCCAUGGUUUAAAAUUAUACUCGUGAUAUGAGGGAUCUGUAUGCAGUAAGACUCUAGUCAGGCUAUUGAUAAAACAUUUAUAACCAUAUUAAUUUGAAAGUUUACUGCAAAUAAAAUUUACAUGAAGAGUGAACUGUUGACGAGUGGCAUAAUCCAC
Molecule: messenger RNA, 962 nt
Organism: Closterium sp. NIES-67
Lineage: Eukaryota; Viridiplantae; Streptophyta; Zygnematophyceae; Desmidiales; Closteriaceae
Source: the annotation of a GenBank genome assembly